AUGUCUAGGUACUACGUCCGAGGAGGCAGGAAGAUAAUACCACGAUCCGCCAGGGCUGGCGUCUUCUUCCCCAUAACUCGUCUGUGGAGGGGGCUGCGGAGAGUCACACAUCACCGCUAUCGUAUCUCAGAAGGGGCGCCUGUUUACUUGGCCGCAGUCAUCGACUAUCUUGUCGCUGAAGUCAUGGAGUUGGCAGGAAAUGCUGCUAGAGAGUUCAAGCGUGCCAGGAUAACCCCAAGACACAUCUUUCUCGCGAUCGCUAAUGAUGAAGAAGUGCAUCAGUUUUUAAAGCAUGUUACUAUAGCCCAGGGAGGUGUGGUGCCAAAAAUACACCCAAAUUUGAUUAAGGUGUCACCAGGAAAGAAGGCAGCAACAGCAGCUGCAACAGCAACUGCACCAAUAACAGUUGGAAAAUCUACAGCAUCAAAAGCUACAACAGCACCAAAAGCAAAGGUAGCAGCAACCAAGCCCGUAGUCAAAAAGGUGAAGGCUGCCCCAGCUGUUAGCUCUUUACCUUUCAAAGGAAAGCCAAAGAAGGCUGAUUCCAUACCAGAUGGCAGUGGAGGGUUUCUGACCUUGUCAGAGAAAAAAUUAUUCCUAGGCCAAAAACUGACAGUGAUGCAAGGAGACUUGGUGAAGAUGUCAGCAGAUGCCAUAGUCCACCCAACCAGCUCCAAUUAUCAUUUGGGUGGGCAAGUAGGUCAAGCUAUUCAGAGAGCAGGUGGAAAGGAAUUUCAGCAAGAAGUAGACAACCUGCAAAAAUCUCAUGGCAGCAUAGGAUCUGCUGAAGCUGCCAUUUGUCCAGGACAUAAGUUUGCUGCCAAGUUUGUCAUUCACGUCAACAGUCCAACCUGGAAUGAAGCCAACGCCCUGCAGAACCUUGACAAGGCAGUGAAGAAUGUCCUCAGACUCGCAGAUGAGAAAAACCUGAAAAGUGUGGCACUGCCAUCAAUCAGCAGUGGCAAUGCAGGAUUUCCAAAACAAACAGCAGCACAAGUUAUCCUUGCUGCCAUCAGAGACUACUUUUCCACUGCUAAACUGUCAUCGCUGAAGCAGAUCUACUUUGUCUUGUACGAUGUGGAGAGUGUCAACAUUUACAGCACUGAACUGGCACGAUUGGACGGCUAA
Molecule: messenger RNA, 1128 nt
Organism: Candidula unifasciata
Lineage: Eukaryota; Metazoa; Mollusca; Gastropoda; Stylommatophora; Geomitridae
Source: the annotation of a GenBank genome assembly